CUCCUCUCGUCUUCCAACGGGAUGCAAAACUUCUCCGGAGAGGAAGGAGGGAAGCAGCUCCUCACUGUAGUCAGAUCUUCCCUUCACGCCUGUUGACUAGGUGGGUUAGAUAGACACUAGUGUGACUCUCCUCAGCCUGUUGACUAUUAGGUCUAGGUGAGUUAGGCAGGACAGAGUGAGACCAUGGCCAACUCAGCUCUGGAGAUCAUUGGCUUGUUGCUGUCUCUCAUCGGUCUGAUCGGGACCGCAGCCAGUACGGGGAUGCCCAUGUGGCGCGUGACGGCCUUCAUCGGCGAGAACAUCAUCGUGUUCGAGACGCGCUACGAGGGUCUGUGGAUGAAUUGCUUUAGACAGGCCAACAUCAGGAUGCAGUGUAAAGUGUACGACUCCCUCCUGGCUCUGCCUCCAGACCUGCAGGCGGCCAGGGGUCUGAUGUGCUGUGCCUUGGCUCUGGGAGGGGUGGGGCUGCUCAUCUCUAUCCUGGGCUUACAGUGCACCGCCUGCAUCCGGGAUAACGACCGGGCCAAACGCACGGUGCUCAUCGUCGCUGGCAGCAUGAUCCUCGGGGCCUGCGUCUGCGUCAUCAUCCCAGUCUCCUGGACGGGUCACGCGAUCAUCCGUGACUUCUACAACCCACUGCUGAUCGACGCCCAGCGCAGGGAGCUGGGAGAGGCGCUCUACAUCGGAUGGGUCUCCUCUGCCUUCCUCUUCGCCGGCGGCUGCAUGUUCUGCUGCUGUAACGUCAAAGAGGAUAAAAGGCAAGACAACUACAUGUACUCCAGGAACAGCCCCAGUCAAUACAUAUCUUACGCCCCUCAACCACAGUACCAGCCCCAGUUCCAGCCCCAGUACCAGCCCCAGUACCAGCCCCAGCCUCUACAGAGGCAGCCGUCCAGUAGCAGCUACCCCGGGUCCAACCACUACCCCUCCAGGUACCCCUCGGAGCGCAGUGCUGUGGCUUACCUCUGAGUGUUGUGGCUAAAGGGGAAGGAAAUAGACUCAGUGUUUUCUACCGACAUGGAGGAACCGAUGUGUUCUUACGAGUACGUUUGGAAAAGAAGCCUUUCGGUUGUGUUAAAAGAUGAAUAUCAGCAUAAAGUAAGAGACUAAAAUGAUUGUAAUACACUGUGAAACUCACAAAGAGGAUUAAUUGUAAAAUUAUCAUAACAUGGUGAGGGGAAAAAAGGUGUCUAUCAGAUUUGUUUGUAAGAAAGCUGUUUAGAGAUACUAAAUACACUUAUAAUAGGUUAACUGGUUAACUGGUUAACUGUGAACUCAGAAAGAGAAGAGUUUGAGGAAACCUUCAAUCCUAUUUUUUUUAAAUGUUAUUUUGUAUUAUCCAAUGUUUCCAUAUGUGUAUUUACUUUGUAUUGGUGGGGUGUAUAAGGACACGUUUUUAUUUUAGUGACGUCCCUAAAGAUUAUUUGUGUAAAUAUAUUUACAAAUUGUGUUGAUGUGGUUGUGUGCUUUGUGCAGUAAAUGUAGGUUUCUUACACAUAAUCCCCCUGUAGUUACACUAGGUGUUACAUAAAAUGUAACUUUUAUCAUGUAAAAAAAGCAAUUGUCAAAUAUGUGUCCCAAAGGGCACUCUAUUCCCUAUUUAGUGCACUACUUUUGACUAGGGCCAAUAGGGAAUAGGGUUCUGAUCAAAAGUUGUACACUAUAUAGGUUUGCCAUUAGGGAUGCAGCCCCAUUAUCAUUCAUUUUAUUAUUAUCUGAUUAGACAUAAUAAUAUAUGCCAUUUAGCAGACGCUUUUAUCCAAAGCGACUUACAGUCAUGUGUGCAUACAUUCUACGUAUGGGUGGUCCCGGGGAUCGAACCCACUACCCUGGCGUUACAAGCGCCAUGCUCUACCAACUGAGCUACAGAAGGAUCACAGAAGGAUAAUCAUCUCCUAUUGACAGAUAUGCAGCUGACUGUAAAAGUGACAUUUCUGCUAAUGUGUUUUGGAGAACAGAGGUACAAGGCUGGCUUUGAUCCACUGCCCCCCCCCCCCUUGACAACGGUCCCCCUUGGCAACGGCCCCCCCUUGACAACGGUCCCCCUUGGCAACGGUCCCCCUUGACAACAUCAACAAACUACAAGACAGUCCUGGUUGUGUUAAAACGCCUGUGUUGUUACUGCCAUUUUGUAAUGUUUGGGAGUAGACAAACAAGGACAGUAUCGUUUUGUAAUAUUAUCCCCUGGGGCAUCCUAUUCUCUACACAUAGUACACUACUUUUGUCUAGGGUCCUGGUCAAAAGUAGUGCACUACGUUGGGAAUAGGGUGCCAUUUGGUUGGGACACAUCCUCUCUGUGUUGACAGCUUGAUGGUAAGGACUAAUGGAAGUAAAUACAAGGCUGGUUGUUGAAGGUGUGGACCCAGAAGCAGUAGGGUAGAACAGAGGACUUCUGUCAAAGCAAACAGAGCAUAACGGACUAAGAACUGGGGCUGGGUUCAAUCCCUAGGUCAGCGUUGUAGCGUGAUUUGAAAGUUACAUUCACGGUAAAAGCUGCAUAUGUUAUGUGAUUUAAUGAUUUCAUUUCAAAUUAAUUUCAAAAAAACGUUAUUCGUUUCAGUUAAGUUGAGAUAAAUCUUUCAGCCUCUGGAAUACGAACAAACUUUUUCUGAAUUACUCAUUAACAUUUCAUUAUCUGGUGCAAGCUAAUGUUUAUAAAAGGGAAAACCUUCAGAAGCAAUGUAAAGACUUUGAUUGACACAUUACUGAUUAAAUGAAACAUUGAUAACA
Messenger RNA from Oncorhynchus gorbuscha (pink salmon), 2730 nucleotides. It is a transcript of the gene cldn8.1, whose product is annotated as claudin 8.1. The record is from RefSeq and is a predicted model, not a curated record. Lineage: Eukaryota; Metazoa; Chordata; Actinopteri; Salmoniformes; Salmonidae. Bases 184 to 969 code for a protein of 261 amino acids. Gene Ontology annotation, biological process: bicellular tight junction assembly; cell adhesion. Gene Ontology annotation, molecular function: structural molecule activity. Gene Ontology annotation, cellular component: bicellular tight junction; plasma membrane. The transcript has a single exon.